AUGGGAAUUUUGGCCAGUAGGCAACAUGCUGGGGUAGAAGAAGCAGAUGUAGUUUCCAAUCUAGCUUACAAAUAUCCACCUAGAUCGGGUAAUUACUUUGGAAGUCAUUUUAUAAUGGGAGGUGAGAGGUUUGACACACCCCAACCAGAAGCAUAUUUGUUUGGUGAAAAUGCUGAUCUUAACUUUCUGGGCAGUAGACCUACACCAUUUCCAUAUCCUCCACCACAAUCAAAUGAGCCAACGAAAACCUUAAAAAGUCUUGUUAACAUUCGUAAAGAGUCACUUAGAUUUGUUCGUUGCCCAGAACCUGUUGGCAAGAUAAAUGAUACAAAUAAAAUAGGUGAUGGAAUUGUGAAAUCUGUAGAAUGUAAUGGCAAAGGUUCCUACUACAACAUUGAGUUCACAUUUGAUUGUGAUGUUCGUUGUGCCAUAACAAUUUUCUAUUUUUGUACUGAAGAAGUUACACCUACUGGAGUUGUAUACUAUCCUCGAGACCCUUCGAUUACAUCACAAACCUAUCAUUACAAAAAAGGAGCUAACCAACAAUUUUGUCAGAUAUCUCAUGUGUUUGACCCUUCAAAGCAUCCUGAAGAGGAUUUAAUGUAUAAUGCUGAUAAAGAGAUAAUACCCGUUGCUAUAUAUUGUGUAGUUGAUGAAGGACAAGAUGAAAUACGGCAAUCACACACUACUAUAGCUGUUAUAGAAAAACAUUCAGAUGGAACAUAUGUGCUAAAGGCUCUUAAACAGAAACUAUUUGUGGAUGGACUUUGCUAUCUGUUGCAAGAGAUAUAUGGCAUUGAAAACAAGAAUUUAGAUACUAAGCCAAGUUCUGAUGAAGAAACAGAAGAUGGCGGAUCUGAAUGUGUAAUAUGCAUGUGCGAUGUUCGCGACACACUAAUCCUGCCGUGCCGCCAUCUUUGCCUUUGCAACUCCUGUGCAGAUUCACUGCGAUACCAAGCUAAUAAUUGUCCUAUUUGCCGGGCACCGUUCAGAGCCCUACUACAAAUUAGGGCUCUCCAAAGAAUCACUAAUCCCUCGAUGCCGUCUGCUCCAAGUCCACCAGAUGGCAGCAUGGAGAACAUCCCGGCGGGUUACGAGCCGGUGUCGCUGAUCGAGGCGCUGAACGGGCCGCCGCCGCCGCGCGCGCGCGCGCCGCCCGCGCCCGCCAUCGCCAGCCCCGACACCGACACCGCCUCGCAGGCGGCGGAGGUGCUGAACCGCUGCAACCUGGAGCGCAGCUCGUCCACCAGCCUGGGCAGCGCCGGCAGCCGCAAGCCGGCGCCCGCGCCCGCGCCGCACGCGCCCCUCACGCCCGAGUUCCGCAUGUCGGUGCUGCUGGCACGCGAGGAGGAGAGCGCGCGCGCGGAGAAGGCGGCCAGCCCGCUGCUCAGCGCGCGCCGCGUGCGGCUGUCCAAGAGUUCGCUGAACUCGGAGACGCGGUCGGAGGAGGAGGCGGAGGGCGCGGCCGACGCGGAGCCCGACAGCGACGCAGAGCGCCGCUCGCCGCUACUCACGCAGCUCACCAAUGGAGUACUGAAGUCCCCUCCUGCCAACGGCGUGGCGGCGGGCGCGGAGGCGCUGGCGCACAUCGACGACACCGACACGGACGAGCCCGACCAGCCGCCGCUCUCGGUGCCGGAGCCGCCGGAGCCGCGCGCGGACGACUCGGACUACUUCACGCCGGAGGAGCCCGCCACCACCAUCCUCACGGCGCCGCCCGCGCCCGCCGCGCCCGCCGCCGCGCCCGCCGAGACAGCGCCCGGCGCGGCGGCCGAGUGCACCCCCCAGCGCUGGGUUCUGCCGCACCACGUGACAUCCCUUCCUGGCACCCCCCUCUCCCAGUCCAGCGUGCGGUCGUCGGGCGACUCGUACAGCUCGACGUCGUCCACGCGCCAGCUGCUGGCCGCGCCGCUGGCCGCCGACACGCCCUGC
Messenger RNA from Brenthis ino (lesser marbled fritillary), 1932 nucleotides. The record is from the annotation of a GenBank genome assembly. NCBI's taxonomy places the organism in Eukaryota, Metazoa, Arthropoda, Insecta, Lepidoptera, Nymphalidae.